AUGGCGGGAGAGUUCUUCUCGGGUGCUGCUUCUAAUGCCGUAGGAACACUGAUGGUUGACUAUUUGGUGAAGCCAAUAGAACGUCGUCUUCGCUACUUAUUUCGUUUUCAUAAGUUAAUUGAAGACCUCCACCAACAGCAAAAAAAUCUGAAUAGAGAACAAACUCGGGUUGAAGAAGACGUUAAGGAGGCAAAAUUGCAGAUUCAAACUCAAGUGAUUGAGGACUAUGUAGAUGAAUGGCUGACAAAUGUGGACAAUGCCUUGAAAGAUGUACAGAAUUUGGACAGUAGAGUUGAAGAAAAUAAGAGAUGCUUCCGUUUGUGUCCUAAUUGGUGCUGGCGAUAUCAGUUAGGCAAGGAGAUAGAGAAGAAGACAGUGUAUAUCAGUAAACUUGUAGAAGACUCUCACUUUGAACGAAUCGGCCAUCGUGCGGAGCUUCCUGGCUUACAAUUCUUCACAUCUAAAGAUAUUUUGGCUUCCAAAUCUUCAACUGCUGCAUUCAACAAGAUCAUGGAAGCAUUAAAGGACGAUGAAGUUAACAUGAUCGGAGUGUGGGGGAUGGGAGGGGUGGGCAAAACCACCUUAGUCAAAGAAGUCGGUAAAAAAACCAAAGAGUUGGGAUGUUUUCGUAAAGUUAUUGAAGUUGUUGUGUCCCAAAAAUCAAUCAUUGAAAAUAUUCAAGAUAAAAUAGCAGAUUUCUUGGACUUAAAGUUCGAGAAGAAAACUAAAGAAGGGAUAGCAGGAGAAUUAUGGCUUCGAUUGGAAAAUGAAGAAAAGGUCCUCAUAAUCCUUGAUGAUAUGUGGAAUAAGGUCCACUUGAAAGACAUAGGCAUUCCGCUAAAUGAAAAUGGGAAGGGAUGUAAAAUCAUUUUGACAACACGUCUCUUGAAAGUAUGCGAAUCUAUGGAAUGCCAAGUUUUUGUUCCAGUUGAUGUUUUGGAUGAUGAUGAAGCAUGGACACUAUUCAGAAUGAAAGCUAAUCUUAAUGAAAGAGUUUCAAGGGAUAUUCUUGAGGAGGCUCAGAAAGUUGCAAAAGAAUGCAAGGGUCUACCGGUAGCGAUUGUAACGCUAGCAACGGCUCUAGAAAGUACAAAGACCCGUAAAGGAUGGGAAGUGGCCCGCAAGAAACUUGAAAGCAGUAGGUUAGUGGAAAUUGGUAACAUUGGAGAAGAAGAAAAAAAUGCCUACUUGUGUAUUAAGAUGAGUUACGAGCAUUUGAAGAAAGAGACGAACCAGAAAUGCUUCUUAUUGUGUGCUUUAUAUCCAGAGGAUCAUUCAAUUAAUGUGGAAGAUUUGGUGCGAUAUGCUUGGUGUUUGGAGUUAUUUGGCAAGGCCGAUUCAAUUGAAGAAGUGAGGAUUCAAGUUUUGGGAGCCAUUGAUUACCUCAUUCUUCCUUGCUAUUAA
Molecule: messenger RNA, 1404 nt
Organism: Gossypium arboreum
Lineage: Eukaryota; Viridiplantae; Streptophyta; Magnoliopsida; Malvales; Malvaceae
Product: disease resistance protein At4g27190-like
Exons: 1
Coding region: 1-1404 (467 amino acids)
Molecular function (GO): ADP binding
Source: RefSeq, a predicted model, not a curated record